Molecule: messenger RNA, 1080 nt
Organism: Clavispora lusitaniae ATCC 42720
Lineage: Eukaryota; Fungi; Ascomycota; Pichiomycetes; Serinales; Metschnikowiaceae
Source: RefSeq, a predicted model, not a curated record
CUUCGCUUAGCACUAAGGGGAUAUUUGAAUAUGUUGGCAUGCAAACCAGAGAUUUCUCACUGUGAUGAUUUUCAAUCUUUUCUUAACGAUAGCUCUAAAUCUAGGGAGUUAUCGUCUGAGGAACAAUAUGAUUACUGGCAACGGCUUGAACUCGAAAGACAGAGACUCGAAACGCAAGAAAAGUUCCAAGAGAGUACUGCGAAAGUGAUUUACUCGUUGGCACAAGAUUUUGAAAAGUUCAAAUCAAAGCUAAUUGAAGAGCCGCACCUGAUAAGUACUCUUUUCCAAGAACUUGAGUAUUGUGAGAAACGGGAAGCUGUAUCACCCAUAUUGCGGUCCUUCAUAGAUUGGUGUAAGCUCGAAAUUGCAGCUACCCUUUAUCAAGUGUUUCUUACUCAAGACAAUUCCAAUGAAUGGCUCGGAAAAUGCAGAAAGUUUCACCGAUUAUUUCCCUAUAAUGUCUGUUACGGGAUUUUAAAGUACACAAACCCCGUGAAUGUAAUGACUCGUUUAGUGGAUCUUCUCUUGAUGGACUUGCCUUCAUUUUCAUUCAAAUCCGGUACCAAUAAAGGUCCAAAUAGUUUGCUCUCGAUGGUGUUUGUGAUGUUGUUGGAUGAAGACUUGGAGAAUUAUGAUAAAGAAAGAGUCAAUUUGCUAAACUCAGAACCAUUGAAUGACCCACGCUACAAAUUUAUCAUUGACCGCAUUAACUAUUACGUAUACGAUCUCGAUGAUGAAAUUAAAGAGGAUCUCAAAGAUGAAGCCAAAACAGAAGGUGAGAAUUUGCUUUUAUUCUUCUUAAAAUCAAAGAGAGUUCUACCUGAAGUAACUGCUGAAAAUUUACCUUUUUUACAAAAGAUCACCGAAUCGUAUACGGCAUAUCAAAGUUUGAAAGAACAUAAGGAAGUUUCUGAGACCAAUGCAUAUAUUAACGUUCGUCAACUUUGGCAAUUGGAGACCAGAACAAAAGAUAAGAAUAAUAUGAAAAGAAUGUGGCAAGAACCCAGAAUUAACGCAGUUGAUCAAAAAGGUGCUCUCUAUGUUCUUCAAUCCCAUGAUGUCAGUCAUGAAAAAAUGUGA